AUGGCCCUCAGGCUCCUGCCUGCGUUCACGGACAACGACGACGACGACGAUGGGAACUUCACCAACUGGAUGAGCAGUUACUGGGGACACGGAACGGCGGGGGGGCAGACCAGGGAGAGGAAACGGAGCUUCAGGAGACCGUCGGGGGGGCAAGGGGACCGGAGGGCAUCGCUGCCGACUGUGUCUCAGUUGGACGCCAUGAAGCUGAACCGGCUCCACGCGGCCACGAUGGCCCCGAGCCCGACCCACAUGAAGUCCCGGGAGAAGACGGAGGUCCGGAGCCACCAGAGAGCUCGACGGGCCUCCUCCGACGACAACAGCCGGUCCAGGACGGGGGUCCCGGAGAACCGCAUCAGCACCAUCCCCGAGCUCACCGAGUCCUUCGAGAGGAGGCUGUACCUCCGGGACAAGAGGACCACGUCUCAGAAUGACGAUGACAUGUGCCUGAUCUGUCAUGAGGAAAUGAAGAAGAACGAAGGAGCGGUUCAGGAGCUGCAGUGUUCACACCGCUUCCACAAAGAGGCGGUCCGGAGGUCACAACAGGGUCGCCCUCCCAACGCCGAGGCAGCAGCUGAUCUGGGGCUGUCUGAUGAGAGGAGGAAGUCUGCAGACGGACGGAUCUCCAUGGAGAAGGAGGAGCUCGCAUCGCGGCGUCAGCUCUCCCUGAGGAGACAUCGCUGA
Anoplopoma fimbria (sablefish) is the source of this 681-nucleotide messenger RNA. It is a transcript of the gene lnp1, whose product is annotated as leukemia NUP98 fusion partner 1. Lineage: Eukaryota; Metazoa; Chordata; Actinopteri; Perciformes; Anoplopomatidae. The record is from RefSeq and is a predicted model, not a curated record. The transcript is spliced from 4 exons. The coding region runs from base 1 to 681 and encodes 226 amino acids.